Peronospora matthiolae is the source of this 201-nucleotide messenger RNA. The record is from the annotation of a GenBank genome assembly. NCBI's taxonomy places the organism in Eukaryota, Oomycota, Peronosporomycetes, Peronosporales, Peronosporaceae.
AUGCCCGCCGGAUUCAAGCGACCGCAAUCAUCUGAACGCUGCACUGGUCCCGCAAAAAAGGGUGUGAGGGUGUCUCCGUUGGGAGAGUUCGAGGAAUUUUCUCUAGACAACGCUGUGGCCAAUACGAAGACCGGUGCUGUUGCUGCUCGUCUAUCGAAGGCCGUUCUAUUGAAGAUUUUUGAACAAGACGCGACGAUUUAG